Pantherophis guttatus is the source of this 5529-nucleotide messenger RNA. It is a transcript of the gene SPRY4, whose product is annotated as sprouty RTK signaling antagonist 4. Lineage: Eukaryota; Metazoa; Chordata; Lepidosauria; Squamata; Colubridae. Gene Ontology annotation, cellular component: membrane; cytosol. Gene Ontology annotation, biological process: negative regulation of Ras protein signal transduction; negative regulation of fibroblast growth factor receptor signaling pathway; multicellular organism development. The record is from RefSeq and is a predicted model, not a curated record.
CAAGCAUGCGUAGUAGAGGCCCUUUCCCUCCCAUUCAUAAAAUAGCCAUUUUCCCAGGCAGCGGUUGUUGCAACAGCGAAGCGACGGCUGCCGCCGCUCCUGACAGCGCACCACUUGUUCAGGUUGCUCUCUGAGCCCCGGGUGUGUUUCGUGUCGAUUUUAACCUCAUCCUUCACCACCCACGUGCAAGUACAGCCGGGAUUUUUCUCGGAUUUAGGAUUAACUCGCCUGUUGAGAUAUGAUCUGGACUGGAUUGUUGAAAAUGGAGUUGUGGUGGUUGUCGCAGUCUUAAAAGACCUGAAGCCUGAUCCUAAGCAUGUUCACUCAGAAGUAAGAUUCACUGAAUUCAGUGUGCCUGGACACCUAAAAGCAGCCUGAAAAAUAAAAUGGAGCCUCGAAUGCCUCACAACAUGACUGUGGUGCCCAGUUCUACCAUGGUACAGCCUCUUCUAGAAAGCCGGAUCCCUUAUGGCAGACUGCAACAUCCCUUGACUAUCCUGCCUAUCGACCAGAUGAAGACCACACAUAUGGAGAACGACUACAUUGACAAUCCCACACUGGCUCAACUGGUGGCUCAGAAGCCUCCCCGGAGCCACCACGAGCCCACCCUUCCACCACGGUGUGAACAAGAUGUCACCCAUCCGUGGAUCUCCUUCAGUGGGCGACCCAGCUCCAUCAGCAGCAGCAGCAGCACGUCUUCAGAUCAAAGGCUUUUGGACCACAUGGUCCCAGCUCCCGUGGCUGACCAGUCCUCCCCAAGAGCAGUUCGGCUUCAGCCCAAGGCAGUUCACUGCAAGCCCUUGGAUCUGAAAGGACUCCCCUCUCUGAAGCUGGACAAGCACUUUUUGCUGUGUGAAGCCUGUGGAAAAUGCAAGUGUAAGGAAUGUGCCCUGCCUAUGACUUUGCCCUCAUGUUGGGUGUGCAAUCAGGAAUGUCUGUGCUCAGCCCAGAACCUGGUCAAUUACUCAACCUGCAUGUGCUUGGUGAAGGGCAUAUUCUACCACUGCACCAACGAGGAUGACGAGGGCUCCUGCGCAGACCAUCCCUGCUCUUGCUCCCACUCGAACUGCUGUGCCCGCUGGUCCUUCAUGAGCGCCCUCUCCCUGGUUUUCCCCUGCUUGCUGUGCUACCUGCCAGCCACCGGCUGUGUGAAGCUAUCGCAGCGGUGCUAUGACCGAGUGAGUCGGCCUGGAUGCCGGUGCAAAAACACAAACAGCGUGAUUUGUAAAGCGUCCCCGGACGGGAAAGCUGACAGCAGACUGGAGAAAUCUUUUUGAUUGCUGGAGAGAUGUUGGGAAGUGCAGGAUGGGAAAAGAAAACAGAAAGGGUGUUUUGUCACCUGUGUCAAAGUAUAACAUAUGUCAGCCUUUUGUAGGGAGGGAGGGAAGGAAGGAAGGAGGGAAGGAGGGAAGGAGGGAGAGAAAUGGAUAUGGAUAUGGAUAUUUUGCUGUCCAAGGGCCAAAACAGACUACAUAGAGCAAUGUGAAGACAUCUCCUCUCCUAGUCCUUAGUCCUGGCAGUUUGAUCAAUCUAGAGAUUGCAAGAAUAAUCCAGAAGUAGGCUUGGCAUGUACAUCAGCAGAUGGAAGCAGGACUUCAGUUCAGGGCCACCAUCCAAUUAACAUAUUUAUAGGUUAUGGGCAGUAAGGGCUAAGUUUCCCUCAAGGCUUUAACAAGAAUGUUCCUUACCGCCUCAUUUUGUUGUUGUAAUUGUUGUGUCUGUACGUUGUAAGAGUACUCCUUUUAAAAAUAAUCUUUCUGAAUAUGUAGAAAUCAGUAGCUCUUCUCAGGUAUUAAGCUUCAACAGAGUAUUCAAACUUGAAUAAAGAGUUCAAGACUGAUCAGAUGGAUAGAUUCAGGGAUAGGGCAUUCUGCGCCCUCCCUAUAGAGGUUUAAAUGCCCUGGGUGAGCUUAACACCUGGAUUAGUGCUACCUUUAACUCCUGUUGAUUUUACUGCCAUUAAGGCACAGUCUUGAAAGUCUGAAUAACGAGAAAAUAUCCCAAUUCUCUUCCAAAAUCAUCUCUGUCUCUCUGUCUGUCUCUCUCUCUCUGUUCUUUCUAGAAUGAUCACUACAAAGAAUAUAUUCUAACUGAUGGAUUACUUCCUUAUUAAGUGUUUCUUGAUCUCUUGUAACAGAAAUGGUGGGGAGGGGGAAUUCAUUCCUUUUUGCAAGUUCCACAAAGAAUUCAUACCAGCGGCCACCAGACUGAACUUUAUCCAUUCAGGUCAAGUAGGAGCAAAUGGUAACAUAAGGCUUUUGACGUUUCAAUGCUGGAACAAGUUUGAAAGCUAUGACCCAACUUGGUCAUAGUUUCUAGGACUUUUAAGCUGAUUUUUGCAUUUCAGACGCACAAAAUUCUGAGCAUACAUUUGAAAUAGCGUAUUAUGUUGCUUGAUCAUUAUUGCACAUUUUUAUUGCACAAAUAAGAUCCUGCUACGCAAAAGAAGAAGGAAAAGAAGGAAAACUGAGCUUAAGUUUCAAGGGAACUAAUCUCGGUACUUUCAGGAUAAAUAUAAGCAGCUCAAUUCUCCUGAAAUAAAUUAUACUUUAUUAAAUCUGAUGAUAGAGAUGCUUGAGCUGAAGCUUAAGAAUUAGCCUCUACUCUGCAUCUGAAGGAUUAACCCAAACCAAGCACAAUAUAUCUGAGUAUCUUGGGACAGUUAGAAAUGGAUCAGCACAAUCUCAAACUCUCUUUGAAAUGGAAUCGUUUUUGACAAAACAGCAUACACUCAAUAUUUUAAUUCUCAAAUUAGAUAGUUGCUGCUUAAUUCUCUUUUCUAUAAAGCAACAUGCUGCUGUUCUUACAGGAGGGUUGCUAACAUUUUUUUUAAGUGUUGGGGAGGGGAAAUAAGCUUGAGGGGCAUAUUUCUGACAAAGUGCCUACAGUUUUUGUCUUUCUAGAUAUCAUCUAUCAAUAUCAAACUUCCUGAACUGGUGCCCCCUGGGUAGGUUGGAUUACAAGUUCUGCGGCUCCAGUGCUGACUGGGAAGGAUAGAGAAAACAGGAGUGGAAUAUAUUUGAAGGGUUGAAGGUUGGAAAGGUUAAUCUCUGUACUUGGACAGCAACAAAGGCUGUUAAGAUGUUUUUUUUAAGUGGGAAGGAUCCCUGCUCAAGGCCAGUGGAUUAACCUUAUUACAAGAUGCUAAACAGGAAGUCACUGACACUACACAACAAAUGGGAAAGAGAGGCAUGUAAAAAAAAGCUGAUCUGUAAAAGUGAAGAGUAUGUCUCUCUUUAAUUAGAAAAGAAAAAUCCAUGGCACCUUUUCAACCAAAUAGGAUUUCUGAUCCAAAAUUAAUCAACUAUGUAGAGAGAAAGGAGGCCAAUUUUAUUAUUAUUUUAGGGAUAAGCAGGUAGAGGAAUAUCCUCACUUUCUUCACGAUGGAGGAUUUAUUUAGAAUGGUAGAUUUGGCUGGAAAUUAUUUUUAAUAUUUUUAAAUGUUUCUGUUCUUCUAUUUUAUAGGAAAGAGAAUUUGUUUUACGAGUCCUUGAUAUCUGAGAUUAGCCUUACCAAGGAGAUACUGGGGGUGGAAACCUUUGUUCAUUGAAAUGAAUGGUGGGAGAAAUCUGCAAGCGUUUUCUUCUUCCACUCAUUUCAGUGGAGAUUACAAGUUCCUGCUGGAUUCUGCUCAGUGUGUGUUAUGGAUAUUCUUACAAAUACUUGAGAGAAUCACAGGGGCAUGGGGGUGAAGGCAGAGUGAGGGGGGAAAAAGAACCUUAGUCAACAUAUUGUUGAAUGUAUUCAUCCCUGUCAAUAUUCAUGGUAAUGAAGUAGCAUUAUCGAACCAUAAAUGCUUUGUUACAGCAUUCCUCAAAGUAGUGUCCUCUAGAUUGAUUAAAACGUCAACUCCAUAUCCUCCUGACAGCAGGGGAACUAAUGUGUAAAACAUCUGGAGGUCGCUAAAUUGAAAAUGCUGUCUGAUUGUCUCUUUUGUUCCUAUUAGUGUGCAGCAGUACUGAUCAAGCAAUAUAUAUAUUUUUAAAAAGUAGAAUUCUAGCACUCUUAAGUCAGACAAAGAAGCAGAAUAUCCAAACCGGUGGGUCAACAUUUUGACCUUUUACAUUUGUCUUAUUAUUUCUUAGACUUUUUAAGAAAGAAAACUUGGGGCUUUUAUUGUUACUGUACAUAGUUGAAAACCACUUAAAUUACUGCGUGGGUUUUUGAAGCUUGUUUUUAAUCUAUCGGUAUCAAUGUACUGGAGAUGGAUUAUGUGUGAAAAAGACCAUGGAAAGGGAAGACUCUGAAAAUGCAAGCAGAAUUUAGCUGCCAGCCUCCACAGCUUCCCCCUCCUCCUGACUAUCCCUCUUGUGUAGCAGUCGGUCCGCAUGUUUCUACAGUUCUUUCCUCGAGACCUAGCAACACCACUGACAACAUUUUUGCCGAGCAUUGAAAACUUUCUGGGUUAGUCCAGCCCAAGAAGACCCUGAACGGCUUACGCUAUUCCUUUGACAUGGCCUUCUUGAAUGCUUUGCCUAAAAAGUUCUUCCUCAGCUCUUCUUCAAGCCUUUUGCCCUUUCCGUUCUACAGCUGAUCCUUGUCUCCUCUCUCCCACUCACCCUUCUGACCACCUCACCCUCUCAAAGGGUUAUAAAGACAGAACCACCACACAUCUAUGUGAAAUUAAGAUCUGACUGGCUAAUCCAGGGAAACUUCCUUACACUUUCCCAGCUGGUCAGGCUGGAUCCUGAUUCACAAGGAAAUUGUUCAGGAACAUCAAAGUGCAAUCUACAUCAGGGGUGUCAAACUGGCAGCCCACAGCCCGGAUGCAUCAUGUGCAGACUACGCCCACCCCGGCUCCGCAAAGGCAAAACCAUCACGAUACAUCACGUGAUGUCAUGUGACGUGAUUGAGUUUGACGCCCAUGAUCUACAUAGAUAAACCCAUGGGAAAAGCAAGGAACCCGUAGGCCUUCCUGACAGCUUUCUGAAUGGCCAGUGGUGGAAAAUGCUAAAGGUUUCUUCUCCUUGAUCUUCCUCUUCCUCCCCUACCUUCCCUGGGUGAUUCCUGAAAGCUCCCCUCACAUGGGUAGUAGCACCUUCAUCUUUCAACAGGACAAACAAGAAAAAUGCAUACCAAGUAAGGGACAUAGUUCCAUCCCUUGUUCUGAGCAAACAUUAUUUCUUCCAAGACAUGCCCGGCAGCAUAAUUCUAUACAAAGCAAGGAGACGGAAAGUGGGCAACACAGUGGCACAGCACUUGCUAUUCCUGUCUCUUGUUGCUUUAGCAAAGUAAAAUAGCUGCUUUUUCAAGUUGCUGUCCUGAGCUCUGUGCAUGGUUAGGUUAUUUUUAUUAAUCUUUACAGAGAGCAGUCCAGGUUUUCCCUCUUCUUUACUUCUUUCCUCGACUGAAAAAAAAAUUACCACAGAAGUUUUCCUUUGUAUAGAAUAUUUAUUUCGAAGCUCUAUUUUAAUAGUAUUUAUUUUAGAAAUUUACUAUUGUAAGAGUUCUUCUGUUUGUGAAGAAAAACACAUUAAACUGAAUGUACUGAUCUAGAAAUUAUAUAUUAAAUAUAUAUUGUUAAAUAUG